AUGAAGAUUUUGAUAAUGAUUGCUUUUGUCCUUGCAGCUCGCUUGAUGGAUGCCAUUGGCAGCUCAGAUUUACAGAACUGUUUUCAAGAGCAGAUACGACUUCAGGGCCAGGUGAGGCUUCUGGAGCAUCGUGUGAAACAGCAGCAGUUAAAAAUUAUACAGCUUUUAGAGAAGAAAGAGAUUCAGUACAGUGACAGAGGAGAUGAAAACAGUGUCAUUGACUUGGGAGGAAAAAGACAGUAUUCAGAUUGUGCAGAAAUCUACAAUGACGGCCAUAAACAAAGUGGAUUUUACAAUUGGGGUGGUUGGACUGUUUUUCAGAGACGUUCUGAUGGCAGCCAGAAUUUUGAUAGAGGCUGGACUGACUAUGAAGAAGGCUUUGGAAAUUUUGUUUUGACAAAUGGUGAAUAUUGGCUUGGAAAUAAAAAUCUUCAUUAUUUGACUAAUCAAGGAAACUAUACUUUAAGAAUUGACCUAACUGAUUUUGAAGGAGAACGACGUUUUGCACAAUAUGCAGGAUUCAGAGUUGCAAGUAAAGAGCAUUCUUACGAGAUGAGCUGUGGUGAAUACUCUGGUACAGCUGGUGAUUCCCUUACUGGCGGAUUUCAUCCUGAAGUAAAAUGGUGGGCUGAUCAUCGAGGAAUGAAAUUCAGUACUAGAGACAGGGAUAAUGACAACUAUGAAGGGAACUGUGCUGAAGAGGAAAAGGCUGGCUGGUGGUUUAACAGGUGUCACUCUGCCAACCUGAACGGUUUGUACUACAAAGGCCCCUAUGCUGCAGGGACAGACAACGGCAUCGUUUGGUACACUUGGCACGGGUGGUGGUAUUCCCUGAAAUCCGUUGUCAUGAAGGUCAGACCAGCAGACUUUGAACCUAAUACUGUUUAA
Opisthocomus hoazin is the source of this 888-nucleotide messenger RNA. NCBI's taxonomy places the organism in Eukaryota, Metazoa, Chordata, Aves, Opisthocomiformes, Opisthocomidae. The record is from RefSeq and is a predicted model, not a curated record.